AUGGGUGUUCAAGGAUCGAAACAAAUUCAGAGAAAACUUCCACAGCAUGUCGUUUCAGAGGUGAAAUCUAGUGCGUUAGAAUCACAUUCACAUUCUCAAGUUUCAGAACCUAAUUCCACUUCUCAGUUAGCUAGUACAACACGUAAUAAAGUUAUUGAAAAAGAUGGAAAGGACCCUCAGUUGUUAGAAAAUUUGUUUAAAAUUGGUGAAGUUAAAUUAUCAAGAGACAAUAUAAAAUUGAUUGAGUCGGAUGAAAUGAUGAAAAUUGUCAGAGGUAGAGAAGCAGAAAAAAUAUUGAACGAAGGAAAUACAAUACCGAAAAAUCGUGUGACUGUGCAAACUUUACGAGAAAUUUUAAACCAAAGAAUUAUAGCUCCAGGUGAAUGGACAUUUGAAAAGAUAUCAACUCAUUACAACUUGGAUCAAGAAACGAUUAAAACUUUCAUCGUGGCCUAA
Diversispora eburnea is the source of this 456-nucleotide messenger RNA. The record is from the annotation of a GenBank genome assembly. NCBI's taxonomy places the organism in Eukaryota, Fungi, Glomeromycota, Glomeromycetes, Diversisporales, Diversisporaceae.